Messenger RNA from Python bivittatus (Burmese python), 2625 nucleotides. The record is from RefSeq and is a predicted model, not a curated record. Lineage: Eukaryota; Metazoa; Chordata; Lepidosauria; Squamata; Pythonidae.
GCCUCGCCGGCUUUCUUCUCCCCGCUGAGCCGGGCCCUCCGCGAGGUCCGGACGGAGCGCUCCGCCCGCGGCUGCCCGUGCUUAGGGGGCAGCCCCGUCUAUUGUUCGAAAUGGGCAAGGCCGGGCUCUCAGUCGCCGGGCGUACUGUGGGAGCCCUGAUGCGAAGACCCUUUCCUGAAGAAGCCUGAGAGCCUUUGUAGAAUAUGGUAUCAAGUUUUCGGGUGUCUGAACUGCAAGUGUUGCUGGGUUUUGCUGGACGUAAUAAAAGUGGGCGCAAACAUGACCUCCUGAUGAGGGCAUUGCACUUGCUGAAGAGUGGCUGUAGCCCAGCAGUUCAGAUCAAGAUCCGGGAACUCUACAGGCGCCGGUAUCCCAGGACAAUAGAAGGCCUUUCUGACUUAUCUGCUAUAAAAUCUUCAGUUUUCAACUUGGACAGUGGGUCUUCUCCGGUAGAACCUGAUUUAGCUGUGCCCGGACUGCAUCCAGUACCUUCAACUUCGGUCACUCCUCAGUCACCUUCUUCUCCUCUUGGUUCAGUGCUUCUUCAGGACACAAAGCCUCACUUUGAGAUGCAGCAGCCAUCACCUUCAGUUCCUCCAGUGCAUCCUGAUGUUCAAUUGAAGAAUCUCCCAUUUUAUGAUGUGCUUGAUGUUCUCAUCAAACCUACCAGCUUAGUACAGAGCAGUAUUCAGAGAUUCCAGGAGAAGUUCUUUAUUUUUGCUUUAACACCUCAACAAGUCAGAGAAAUCUGCAUUUCCAGGGACUUUUUGCCUGGAGGCAGAAGAGAUUACACUGUGCAGGUUCAAUUGAGGCUAUGCCUAGCAGAAACAAGCUGCCCUCAAGAGGAUAACUACCCCAGUAGUUUAUGCAUAAAAGUAAACGGGAAACUCUUUCCAUUGCCGGGAUAUGCUCCUCCACCUAAAAAUGGAAUUGAACAAAAGAGGCCUGGGCGUCCGUUGAAUAUUACAUCUUUAGUUAGACUGUCCUCUGCAGUGCCAAACCAGAUUUCCAUAUCCUGGGCAUCUGAAAUUGGAAAGAAUUACUCCAUGUCUGUGUAUCUUGUGCGCCAGCUCACUUCAGCAAUGUUGCUACAGAGACUAAAAAUGAAAGGCAUUAGAAAUCCUGAUCAUUCCCGGGCACUAAUUAAAGAAAAACUCACCGCUGACCCAGAUAGCGAAAUUGCUACAACCAGCCUGCGGGUAUCACUGAUGUGUCCACUGGGGAAAAUGAGGCUGACAAUUCCCUGCCGUGCUGGUACUUGUACUCACCUGCAAUGCUUUGAUGCUGCUCUCUAUCUUCAAAUGAAUGAAAAGAAGCCCACGUGGAUUUGUCCUGUGUGUGAUAAGAAAGCGACAUACGAGAAUCUCAUCCUAGAUGGGCUCUUUAUGGAAAUUUUGAAUGAAUGUUCAGAUGUUGAUGAGAUCAAGUUCCAGGAGGAUGGUUCCUGGUGCCCUAUGAGGCCAAAGAAGGAGGCUUUGAAAGUUGUUGGCCCACAGUGCCCCAAAAUAGAAAUUUUGCAUGCUCCAGGUUCUGUCAUGAUCAACAAGCAGGGCUCUACCCCCAUUGGAGAAGUCAGCAAGAAAAAGGUGGAUGUCAUCGAUCUCACUGUUGAAAGCUCAUCUGACGAAGAGGAAGAUGCACCGCCUAAACGGAAAUGCAUAUAUAUGUCGGACACACAAGCAAGUCCCACUAAAGGGGUACUCAUGUAUCAGCCAGCAGCUGUACGAGUCCCAGGAGUCAGCACGGUGGAUUCUACUGCUAUUGCACCAUCAUUGACAGACUAUUCUGUGCCAUUCCAUCAUCCAUCAAUAUCAAGUAUUUCAUCUGACUUGCCUGGUUUGGAUUUCCUUUCUUUAAUCCCAGUUGAUCCACAGCAGUACUGUGCUCCUAUGUUUUUGGAUAGUCUCACCUCAACCUUGCCAGCAAGUACCACCUCUGGCAACAGCGUCACCUCGGCCAGCCCCCUCGACAGCAGCACUCGCGCUCGCUCUUCGGGCCGGAGCGAGACGGCGGCUCUCACCAGCAGCGGCGGGAGCAGCGUUCCCGAUAUCAUCUCCCUGGACUAAAAGCUGGUGAAAUCUGCCAGUCUGGACUGCAUUUGCAGCUUGAGCUUUUAUUUUAAAUAUUUAUUGGGAAGGAGAAGAAAAAAAAAGCUUUGGAUUCAAUGAUCGUUUACAGGCAGAUGGACAGUGGAAGAAAACUGACUGGAACGACUUUUUCUUCUCAUCCUGGAUUUUUUUUCUCUCGGUUUGGGAGAAAUAUUGUCCAUUUGGAACAAGCCAGCCUUUCAACUUUAUGAUGAUGAAACUGACACAGUUUUGCUAUGUGGAUUCUAGGAUGAAUUCCAUAUGCUAAUUAUAACUUUUGGUUAGAUCUAGCAAUAAUGUAAAAAACAAGAGCAGUGUUUAAAAAUGCACUUAAUUACUCAAAUGACAGGAACCUGCCUUAUCCCAGAUGUAAGGACAAGAGGAAGGAGUUAAAUUUUUGGGAAUUCUUGACCUUUUGCUGGGACCUGGAAUAAAUCCUUAACGGAGAGGAUGAAUCUUUGUAAACUAACAAUUGCAUAAAUUGUUUGCCUCUUCCCUUCCUCUUCAGUGACAUCAUAAACCCUCUCAUAAAUCUGAA